GUUUACAGCUUCGCAUCCAACAGUGUCACAUGCUGUUCCCUUUUUUAAUUUUUUUGAAACUACAGAAGCAUUAACAAAAGUAUAGAAUAAUGCAAGAAAUAGAAACCCGCAUUAUCUGAUUCAUUAUACAUCAACUGACAUUCCCCAGAUAUUUGCAGAGUUUUUAUAUUCUUGUUAUUUAUUAAAAUUUUGAAUCUGAAACAUCUUUUGUUUACAUUAUUUCUGCUUCCCACUCAUCUCUCCAGUCAAAGCUUACAAGUUAAUUUCAAACGGGUUACGGGUGGAGUAAUGCUUUGCAGAUUCUUUCGCAGAUGAACAAUCUUUGAUGUGCUAAUUUUGGUUCGACUGCCAGACAUUGCAAUGGAAAAGCGAAAAUGGUUAUGGAAGAAGAACUCUUCGGAGAGAAGUCCUGGUGAAACGGAGAGUUCAGGAUCGAUUUCUUCACAAUCAGAGAGAUACUCUGAUGACCAGGAAGCUUUGAAGGCAUCUCCUAAUCACUGUGCUCGCUCUCCUGAAGUCACAUCAAAAGCUGAAUCCAAUGGAGAAGAUAUUAAUGAUAGCAUUAGGACUCUAACAGAAAAGUUGUCUGCUGCUCUGGUGAAUGUUAGCGCCAAAGAGGACUUGGUAAAGCAGCAUGCCAAAGUUGCUGAAGAAGCUAUUGCAGGCUGGGAAAAGGCUGAAAAUGAAGUGGGUGUCUUAAGGCAAAAACUUGAGGCUGCAGUACUGCAAAACUCGACACUGGAAGCUAGGGUGAGCCAUCUUGAAGGGGCCCUCAAGGAAUGUGUGAGGCAGCUAAGACAAGGCAGAGAAGAGCAGGAGCAAAAGAUCCAAGAAGCUGUGGAGAAGAAAACCUGUGAGUGGGAGGCUGUGAAACUUGAACUUGAGAGCCAACUUCUUGAACUCCAGAGCAAAGCAGAAACUAUUAAACCUGAACCUCCUGUUCAGAUUGAUCCUGAUAUCUGCCACAAACUUGAACUUUUGGAAAAAGAGAACUCAGCCCUCAAGAAUGAACUCCUCUCUCAAAUCGAGGAGUUAGAAAUCAGGGCAAUCGAAAGAGACUUGAGUGCCCAAGCGGCAGAAACUGCCAGCAAGCAACAUUUAGAGAGCAUAAAGAAGGUGGCCAAGCUUGAGGCUGAGUGCAGGAAGUUAAAAGCAAUGGCUUGUAGAUCUUCAUCAGUUAAUGACCUUAAAUCUGGUACUGCCUCCUCGAUUUGUGUUGAAUUGCUUGUGGAUGGUCAAUCAGACAGUGGGGAGCAGCUGAACUCAGUGGAGAUUGAUACCCACAAAAUAAGAGGCUCUGAAGUAGGGAAAUCUGAGCUAAGUUGUUCUGACUCAUGGGCAUCGGCCCUAAUUGCGGAGCUUGAUCAGUUCAGAUAUGAAAAGGCUAGUAAUAGAAGUCUCCCUGCAUCUUCAAUUGAAAUUGAUCUAAUGGAUGAUUUUCUUGAGAUGGAGCGGCUUGCUGCAAUGCCUAAUGAUGGAGGUAGAAAUGAUUUGGAAUCAGAAGCUCUUAUGAAGCAAUCUGUUGAUGCAGAAAGUUCGUUAAGAGCUGAACUCGAAGUAAUGAUUCAUCGAACUGCUGAACUGGAAGAAAAAGUAGAAAAAAUAAAGGCAGAGAAAUGUGAUUUGGAAGAAAAAAUUGAAAAGAUUGAAGCAGAGAAAGGUAUACUGGAAGAAAUAAUUGAAAACCUGGAAGCAGAGAAAGGUGAACUACUGGAAAAACUUAAAAAGACAGAAGCAUGGAAAAGUGAACUGGAAGAAGAAAUGGAAAAGAUGGAAGCAGAGAAAGGUGAACUGGAAGAAAAAAUGGAAAAGGUGGAAUCAGAGAAAAGUGAACUUGAAGUGCAAAUAGAAAAAAUGGAAAUAGAGAAAGCUGAACUGGAAUUGUCUGCAACAAAAAGUGAAGAUUGUGUUGCGACAUCAGAGAAUCAGUUGAGGGAGGCUAAAAAGAAGUUGAAGGAGCUUGAAAGACAGCUAAAUUUGGCAAAUGAAUCAAAGCAGGUCAUUGAGUCUAAAUUUAUCAACACGGAAGUGGAGGUUCAAGCAUUGUCAGCAAAGAUUGACUCAUUAGAAGAUGAGGUUGAAAAGGAAAGGGCUUUGUCAGCACAGAUUACAUUGAAGUGUCAGAAAUUGGAAGAAGAGAUGUGGAGAAUGAAACAGGAGGUUGAGCUUCAACAAAUUGCAAAGUUGAAUGCUGAAGUAAAGAUAAAACCGGAGGAUCUAGAUGUGGCCUCUGGAAAACUUGCUGAGUGCCAGAAAACAAUAGCAUCUCUUGGCAUGCAGCUAAAGUCUCUGGCAACAUUGGAAGACUUCCUGAUUGAUACUGCAAGCAUAGCCGAAUUCCCUAGGGAAGGAUUAUCGAUUCCCACAGCUAGUGGAGAACCAUGGAAGUUACAUUCAAAUAAAACAUAUUUACCCAAAAGAGAAUUGAAUGUCGCAAGUGUAGCUGCUGAGGAUAGUCCUUCAUUAAACAAGAAUGAUGGAAAAACACCAUCUUCUGCAUCAUCUACUUCAUCUGCUGUUUCAUCAAAUCAUGUCAAUCCUGAGAAGAACCGGAAUGGGUCAUCUUCUGCAUCAUCUACUUCAUCUGCUGUUUCAUCAAAUCAUGUCAAUCCUGAGAAGAACCGGAAUGGGUCAUCUUCUGCAUCAUCUACUUCAUCUGCUGUUUCAUCAAAUCAUGUCAAUCCUGAGAAGAACCGGAAUGGGUUUGCCAAGUUCUUCUCUCGGACUAAGAAUGGAAUACAACUAGAUCUGUAGCCAUGUAGAAAAAUAUAGUGAUUUUUCAACUGUAAACCAGAGAAAUUGUCAUUUAGAUAUUCUGAUUAAAUAAUGUUUAGUCAGCAAUAUUUUAUUUUCUUCAUCUAUACACCAAUAUUGGUCCAUAAAGCAACAAUCUUCAAGUAGAAUUUAGAUUUCUGGCACAGGGUAUUUUUCUCCAUGUAAUUCUGAUGAAUUUCUUUAGUUUAGUUUUAUUAUGAGAUUCUUUAA
Molecule: messenger RNA, 2985 nt
Organism: Mangifera indica (mango)
Lineage: Eukaryota; Viridiplantae; Streptophyta; Magnoliopsida; Sapindales; Anacardiaceae
Product: filament-like plant protein
Exons: 5
Coding region: 361-2754 (797 amino acids)
Source: RefSeq, a predicted model, not a curated record